Molecule: messenger RNA, 806 nt
Organism: Nicotiana tabacum (common tobacco)
Lineage: Eukaryota; Viridiplantae; Streptophyta; Magnoliopsida; Solanales; Solanaceae
Source: RefSeq, a predicted model, not a curated record
GUGAUGGGUCAGCUGUGGCUCCAAUUCCUACACGAACAUCAUCCUCAAAUUUGCCCAAAACCAAUUUACUUAAUCACAAAGCGUAAGACAAGAAAGCACAUUCAUUAUCAAGAAGUCGUUUUUUCAUCACACCCAAUUGGAGUAAACAGUUAAUUCAAAAGUCCAAUGGAGCUAUGUAGAGUACCAGCUGCUACUACUGCAUUUGCAUGGACAAAUUCCAUCUCCUCUACCCUUCAACUCCCUCAAACUCUCUUUGUAGGAGUUGGGCCUAAAAGAUUCAGAGUUUGGUGUGUGAAUGGAAACAUUGAGUCUCAGAAGGAAAGUCAGAUGGUUGUAUCAGUUACUGGAGCUACUGGAUUUGUUGGGAAAAGAUUGGUGCAAAGAUUGCAUGCAGAUAAGCAUCAGAUUCGAGUGUUGACAAGGUCAAGAUCCAAAGCACAAUCAAUAUUUCCGGUUAAAGAAUUUCCAGGACUUGUAAUUGCUGAGGAGCCAGAAUGGAGAAACUGUAUUGAAGGUUCAACAGCUGUUGUAAAUUUGGCUGGAAUGCCCAUUAGUACUAGAUGGUCCCCUGAGGUAUUAGGAGAUCAUUUGACGGCUUUGUAUUCUCUAUCUCUCCUAUUCUUUUUGUUUUUUCAAGAUAUAUUAGGAAGACAGGUUAUAUACAGCCCUAUGUAUAGAUGCAUUCUUACUUAAUAUCUUCAUCCGAAUGUUUAAUAUUUUGACCUUUUUGUAUUGUAUGUGUUGGGUUUUUAAAGCUUAAAUGUAGCUUAAAAGAGGGUGAAUGGGAAAUGGAGGGAAAUUGAACA